CCUUGCCCCUAGCAGAAAGUUUGCUCUCUCCCCUCCCCACCCGCCUGCUGUCGCGGCAGGAGGCAGCUCGCAGCCUGGCGCUGGCCCCGGAGUCCCCGCUCCUGCUUAAUAUUCCGCCUGCUCCGCCGAUGUUGUGCUUGGCUCCGGUGGGACUGCAACUCACGGCUUGAAACCGGAGCCAAUUUUCUGUCUUAGUCUCGCAGUGUUUUGACUGGAGGCAGAUCCAGUUCAGUCCGAUCGGGGCUAGUGGAAACAACUACCUAAGACUCUGCUGCCUGUUUCGUUUGGGAGGGAAGAAAGAAGAAAAGGAAGGCGAUCCCGAACUCCUGGGCGCGCUCUCUCGCACACACGCACCCCCCUGCACACACACAGACACGCACGCACACACACACACAGGCACCGGCACCGCAGGCACGGGCGCGCACACGCACACACACACACGCACGCACCCCCCGAGACUUGCAGACCCCUGGGUGCCGUGCCAGCCCCGCCGGGAGAGGAUGGGAAAGGAGUGAGCGGAUCCGUGCCGGUGCCGGCGCCCGCGAUGACCCUGGUGCUGCCCAUGCAGCGGCUGGGCCGCCCCAUCGCCGCCGAGGGAGCUGCCGACCUCGCCGCCUACCGCGCCCUUUGGCAGCCGCCCUGCUGCAGCCGAUCCGGCCCCGGCCCUGCUCCCACCGCCCCGGCCCCGCCGCCCCCGGCCCCGCCGGCCCCAGGGACCCCCGCCGCAGGAUCGCAUUACAGGGAAAUUUCAAAUCCUGUAACAACAUCCAAGAUCACAUACUUUAAAAGGAAGUAUGUGGAAGAGGAGGAUUUGCAUCCACCGCUCAGCAGCUGUACACAGAAAACCAUCUCUGUGUUUGAGGAGCGGGCCCACAUUCUUUACAUGUCUUUGGAAAAGCUGAAAUUCAUUGAUGAUCCUGAAGUCUACCUGCGGAGAUCCGUCCUCAUCAACAAUCUAAUGAAGAGAAUCCAUGGAGAAAUCAUUAUGCAGAACAACUGGUGCUUCUCCACCUGCUCCUUCAGUGGCACCUCGCCACAAGAGUGGUUUGUGCCUCAGGACUGUCCCUACAGAAAGCGCCUCCGGAUGGCAAAAGAGGAAUAUGAGAAGCUCCACACGUGCUGCUUCUAUCAAGAGUGUGGCAGUCACUAUUUAAAUCUACCCUACUCUGUUAAUACUAGUACAGAAAAUACUUCCUCCUCUUCCUUCUCCUCCUCCUCCUCCCUCCCCAUUUCUUUGCCAAGCUGUUCCCAGCAGGUGGACUAUGACAUUGGCAGCGCCGCUUCCUACAGGAGCGAUGACCAGAUACCUGCUAAUGAAAUAUUCAUCACAAAUGCCAGGUCUCUCAGUAAUCAGGAAAAGGCAAAAUUUACUGAUGAGAAAGAAGGUAAUGAACCUGAGCGAGAGAGUGUCACCCUAAACUGUGAACCCGUAAGAGGCAGCCAUGCUCUCGAAUGUAAAGACAAAUUCUAUGACUAUUUUGAGACUGGAUGUAAUGACAAGAGCAACAUGAGUGAAUCUUGGAAAAAAUCCUUAAGGAAAAAGGAAUCUUUACCAAGUAACAAAACGUGCUGCAGCAAAGGAAGUAAAAUAUGAGGCAUCUUUCUUGCUCUGUAGAAGCAUGCGCAGCAUGUUUGUUCGUCUAUCAAAUUUUUAUUUUGAAUGGAUUUUUUAUAGUUUUCUACAAAUGAUACAAUCGUGCCACAAACAUUACAAGUAGUUUUAAAUGAUGGAGAGCAGAUUGCAUCAAGUGUCUCUGUGAUCUGCAUCAGUGGGCUAUUUAUAAAUACGGAGACUUCAUAAAGGACGCAGUUGUGUUAUUGUUUAGCACUGUAGUCUGUGCAGCCAUGGUGUAGCUUUCGUUACUGAAAAUAUCAAUCAGCCAGAUGGGGAAAACAUAUCGUUUUAUAGAUCCCCACCCCCAAGAAGUCUGCCAUUAAUUAAGAAGAACCUCCAUUGUGUUUACCAAGGAAUUAGAAGUCUGGUACAUAAAUAGAUGCUACCAGCGAGGGUGAUGUGCUCCUCUUAACUCAGUAUUUGUUUUGACAAAGGACUGUCUACAUGGACUGGGAAUAAACCAUCCUUACCUUUUGUACUGGUACUCUUGAAUUCCUGGAUUCAGCGUCUUGUUCAACUGACAAAAUGGGACAUAGCAUAAAGAAAUAACCUGUUUGUGGGAUCUGAAUCAGAAGCACAACAUGCAGCUCAAGUACUUGCACGAUUUCACCUCGGCUUUAGUAACUAAUGAGGCUUGUUGUUACACGGGGCAGGUUUUUUUUUGGUGCCUUACUUUCUGUCUUAAUUUUUGCCAGCGUGAAAAUUAAGUAAAAAUCAGUGAUACAGCAGGGAUUUAACCUAAAUAGAGAAAAAAAAAAAACAACCAACCCACAGGUGGAUCAAUAUUAUUAGAAACCUUUAACCUUUGAAGUACUGAGUUCAACUUCCUAUUCAAACAUCUCUGUUCUUCCUUUUUGAUGCUCAAUUGCUUUUUGAUUUGCCAUCCUUAGGAAGGGAUUUAAGAAACAAUAGAGAGAUGUCUCUUGUAAACAAGCAUUCGAUGCUUGAGUGUUUCUAUGGCAACUGACUGUUGCUGGGACUUUUUUUUUUCUUUCUUCGUAUAAUGAAGUUCAUGAACCAGUGGCAUGUUUUAUACUUUAUUCUGUUUCGCAUAAUUUCUCUCUUUUAGAUUGCAAAAGCAUGCGGGAAUUUUUCUAUGACUUUUGCUGUUGAUUUCAAAAAAAGAAAGCAAAAAGCACAAUGUUAACCGAUAAUGUGGCGGUAAACCAUGAUUUUAUCUCAAUGAAUGUAAAGGGUUUAAUUUUUAAAAAGAACAUUUUGGAGAAAUGAGCUGAGAUUUCAGUGGCUAAGGACAACAUUUAGUCAUCCCUAGGUAGAGCAUUUGCAAAAGUGUGCUGUUUAAAGUGCCCAUUAAUUGGGUUUGGACCCAGAGUAUUGCUAGUCUUCGAUCCACCAAAUUAAUUAGUUCCCACAGUCCCCAUAACAACUGGCAGGAUGUGCUCGGCAAAAUAGCCACAUCCAGGCCGUGGCUGACUCAUAAUAGCUGCCUGUUUCCACAGCAUCGUGCAUCCAAGUGACAUCUUGUCUGCUUGGUUCUUGUCCAAAGGCUGAAAUCCACCUCUGUGCUGGGGGAGCAGCCAGCUUGGCACAGGGCACGAGGGUCCCUGGGAGGCACCACCCUGAGCUGCUUGGAGCUGGAGUCAGGCAGGUCAGUGACCUCCUACUCUGGGUUUCACAGGUUCAGCCUGGUUAUUUUGGGUAAACUUACACCCCAUAGUUCACUUUUGCAAACUGGACUGGUUUUGUGACUAAGCCCAGGGGUCACAGGAAAAAGCUUCCCUACCAACCAAAGUGACCACAAAGAGAGUAUCUAGGAUAACCUUUAUGUGGUCGGAUGAGCUGGAAUUGACAAGGGUUUGUAAGGGUUAUAAUUUUGAAGAGCAACAAAGUAUAAAUCCCACCUGAUUUCUCCAAGACAGAAGCUUUUUUAUUAAUAAUAAUAAUAUUAAAUAUAGAUCUCAUUCAUACAGUGUAUGAGUAGGAUCAUCAUUUAGACAUUUGUCCACAAGGACCAAUUUUUUUUUAAAUGAUUUUUCUUGUGUUAUAUCCAGAUAGUCUAGUAAUGUCUGCUCUUUUCCAAUAUUUGAUAAACAUUUGAUGUUUUAAGCUUAAUUAUUAGAUGCUUGUAUACUAAUGUGUUGUUGUAGUAAAGUGACAUUUCCUUGAUAUAUAUUUAUUAAAAUGACCAAAAUUCAUUUUAAUUUUA
Messenger RNA from Apus apus (common swift), 3782 nucleotides. It is a transcript of the gene SERTAD4, whose product is annotated as SERTA domain containing 4. The transcript is spliced from 4 exons. Lineage: Eukaryota; Metazoa; Chordata; Aves; Apodiformes; Apodidae. The record is from RefSeq and is a predicted model, not a curated record. The coding region runs from base 545 to 1594 and encodes 349 amino acids. Gene Ontology annotation, cellular component: nucleus.